AUGGCCGCAGGAGCAGAAGCAGUAGCUGAAUGCUUAAAACGAACGCUGGAACCAAACGCACAGAUACGACGGAUUGCGGAAAAUGAUUUGAAGCAAAUGGAGCAAUUGCCUGGAUUUGGGAUGGUUUGUUUUGAACUUAUAUUCAGUCAACAAACGCUUCCCGCAGUUGCAUUGGCCUCGGCGGUAUCACUCAAGAAUUUUGUCAAAGAAAAUUGGAAUAAGGAGAAAUGUUUGGUUGAAAUAAACGAUGAAGAACGAUCACAGCUGCGGUCAAGGGCACUGGAAAGUAUGCUUAGCACUUCAGGGAAUAUUCAGAAGCAGUUGUCGCAAGUGGUGUGUGUUAUGGGAAAGCAUGACUUUCCUGAAGAAUGGCCUGAUCUAAUCACAAUUUUGGCCCAAAAUCUAACAGGAAUUGAUCUAGAUAAACUUACAUCAACGUUAUAUACACUGGAUGAGCUCUGUAAGAAAUACAGAUAUGAAGUGAAAUCUAAUAGAUUAUGGCAGGAAUUGGUCAUUGUCUUGCAGGCGAUAGCAGCACCAUUAACCGAUUUAUUUGCAAAAAUGAUAGAAUGUAUCCCAAAUAAGGAUUUGAUGUCGGAAACAGAAUGUCGGUCAUGGAUUGAAGUUACUACUCUCAUUACGAAAUGUUUUCAUUCUCUUUGUUCACAAGAUUUGCCGGAGUAUUUCGAGGAUCACUUAAAUACAUGGAUAAAUGGUUUUAUGGCACUAUUGCGAUUGCAAAUUCCUCAAAUGGAUGCAGCAAGCAUCGAUUCAGAGGCUAAUAUUCUGGAUAAACUGAAGUGUUGUAUAUGUGAAAUUAUCACGCUUUACUCUCAACGUUACGAGGAAGAAGUAAUGCCUUUCAUGAUGCCGAGUGAUAAGAGUUCGGCUACACACGAAAAAGUAGAACAAGAGUAUUGGCUAAUAGAAUGUAUUUGGCAACUACUAGUUUCAAUCGACGAGAAAGCGAGGUAUGACACUCUAGUGAACGCAUCGCUUGGCUUUCUAUCCUCGGUUUGUCAACGAUCUCAAUAUUCAACAAUUUUCGAUCACGAGGAGAUGUUAAGGACGCUAUGUGAAGAUGUAAUAAUUAAGAAUGUAAUGUUAAGGAAAUGCGAUUUUGAGCUUUUCAAGGACGAUCCUUUUGAAUAUAUGAGAAAGGAUAUUGAAGGUUCUGAUAUUGGUACACGACGUCGUGGGGCAAGUGAUUUCUUGAGGUCACUUUGUCGCCGACCUGACGAAUCUCGAAUUUUGGCUAUCUUAUCAAGGGUAUUACAAUCAUUUUUGCAAGAAAGUGUAGCAGAUCUCACUAAUAACUGGUUGAAGAAAGAUGUCGUUUAUUGCUUAAUAACAGCAGUUGCGGUGAAAGCAGAGACUGUAAAGCAUGGUGCGACUGUUACUAGUGAUCUCGUUGAUGUAGUCGAUUUUUAUCAGACACACGUACAUAGUGACAUAUUUAUGGAUGAUGUUAAUGCAUUACCAAUAUUAAAAACUGAUGCACUAAAGUACAUUGUCGUGUUCCGGAAUCACUUACGGCCAGACCAUUUGAUAGGAGUUGUCAGUGCAUUUUUGAAAUUACUUUCUUCACGUCAUACAAUCUUGCACCAAUAUACCGCCUAUGCUCUAGAAAGGCUUAUGCUUGUGAGAUGCAAAGAAACUGGAAAGGUUUUAUUAACACAUGAGAAUGUACCAUUGGGUUCACUGAUUGUUGCUUUAUUCGCUUGUUUUGAAGCUGAUCCGAAGGCACAGAACUCACAUUAUCUCAUGAAAGCUUUAAUGCGUUGCUUCAAUAUUAUCGACACGGAAACGGCAAAAAGUUCUGCCCACAUUGUUGACAAGCUGGCUACUAUGAUUGGUGUUGCUGUGAAAAAUCCAGUUAAUCCAUUGCAUCUUCAUUUUGUCUUUGAGUCACUGUGUGUACUGAUAAAACAGGUUUACGCAGUAGUGGAUGGUGGCAUCGAUAAGUUUGUGGUGCCCCUUAUAGAAAAUAUUUUUUCCUCAGAUGCCGUUGAUUUUGUGCCAUAUGCACUACAAAUUACAGCUCUUUUAUUGGAUCAGGCUGAAGCUCAAAAACAAAAGACAGGUACGUCGUGCGUGGAUAGCUAUUUACCUUUCUUUGGUAAUCUUAUGAAAGGUGAAUUGUGGCUGCGAACAGCUAAUAUUCCUGCUGCAUUAUUGGUUAUUGAAUCGUUUAUGCGCAGUCACGGAAAACAUAUUUUGGAUAAUUAUUCAAACAGCCUUUUGGCGGUCUUCCAGAAGUUAAUUUCUUCGAAAGCUUUAGACCAACACGGUUUCCAACUAGCUAGUAUAUUCCUUCACUAUGUAAAUCAGGUUGAUGUAUUAACGGAAUCCGCACUCCUAAUCCCAAUGUUACGACGAAUUCAGUUCACGAAAACAACCAAAUUUAUGAAGAAUUUCGUUCUCUUUCUAGCUCGAUUUGCGAUUUUACGAGGAAGUGUAGUUCUUUGUCAGGUUCUGGAAUCAAUACAAACGGGUAUGUUUAUGAUGGUUGUUGAGAAAAUUCUGAUUCCUGAAUUGGGCAAAAUGUACAAUACUACAACCUAUGAUGAAAAGCGACUGUGUUGUAUUGGUUUUGCCAAUCUUGCAGCUGACACAGUGGACAAAUUAGGACUGCAAUAUGGAAUAUUGGUUGAAUCAUUAGUACGAUUAGUGGAGGCUUCUGCUUGUGGUCCAACUCCUCUGAAUGCAGAUGAUGUUGAAGAACAGGGAAUAGGACUUUCCACACUGGAAUUGGAACGGAAUGAUCCCUACUGCAAGCUGAGUUAUGCGCAACAUCCGGAUGUAAUUGCUGCAGAAAUUGUCAAUUUUAAAGCAUAUCUGGCUGAAGCUGUAAUGGUACGCGCUGUAAUUCUUAAAGCAGAUUCAGCAAGUUGUAUUAAUGAAGAAAUACGCGGUUUCCUUGCCGGAUAUGCGCAGCAAGUUUAA
Brugia malayi is the source of this 2946-nucleotide messenger RNA. It is a transcript of the gene Bma-xpo-2, whose product is annotated as importin beta family protein 5, putative. Gene Ontology annotation, molecular function: nuclear export signal receptor activity; small GTPase binding. Lineage: Eukaryota; Metazoa; Nematoda; Chromadorea; Rhabditida; Onchocercidae. The transcript is spliced from 19 exons. Gene Ontology annotation, cellular component: nuclear envelope; cytosol. Gene Ontology annotation, biological process: protein export from nucleus; protein import into nucleus. The coding region runs from base 1 to 2946 and encodes 981 amino acids. The record is from RefSeq and is a predicted model, not a curated record.